AUGUUCUCUGCCAUGCUACUGAACACAUACCGUGACGAAGGCCUGGGGAUCCGCGCCGCUUAUAGGAUGGACAGCCAACUCGUCAACCACCGAUGGGUGAACUUCCAUUCGCGUGUAUCCACAACCAUUGUCCACAAACUUCUCUGCGCCUACGACUGCACCCUCAACGCCAUCUCUGAAGGGGGCAUGCAAAGGAGCAUGAACCUCUUUGCCACCGCCUGCGACGGUGGUUACGCAUCAAUCGUCAUCCGACACUGCCUCCGACGCACUCCAAAUCAACUGAAAGUCGUGGACAACUUCACCUACCUGGGCAUCACCCUCUCUCACAGCACCAAAGUCGGCGACGAAUUGGCCCGCCGGAUCUCCAAGGCCAGCCAAGCCUUUAGCCGUCUGCGAAACGCAAUUUGGAAUCGACACGGUCUUCACAUCAGUACCAAACUGAAGAUUUACAAAGCGGUCAUCCUACCGAUGCUGUUUUAUGAAGCAGAGACUUUGACGGUGUACAAGGAGCAGGCGCAGAGGCUCAACCACUUCCACCUCAGUUGUCUUCGCAGAAUACUGAAGCUGAGGUGGCAGGACCGGAUCCCCGACACGGAUGUACUGGAGCGGACGGGACUCCCCAGAAUCUACGCCAUGCUGAGAGACUUGCAACUGCGUUGGAGCGACCGUCUUAUGCGCAUGAACGACGAACGGUCACCCAAGCGAUUCUUCUAUGGAGAUGUCGCCAGGGGUUCCCGCCGACAAGGUGGCCAAGUCCGGCACUACAGGGAUACCCUGAAGAUUUCCUGA
This is a messenger RNA of Spirometra erinaceieuropaei, 789 nucleotides long. Lineage: Eukaryota; Metazoa; Platyhelminthes; Cestoda; Diphyllobothriidea; Diphyllobothriidae. The record is from the annotation of a GenBank genome assembly.